Messenger RNA from Microbotryum saponariae, 5014 nucleotides. NCBI's taxonomy places the organism in Eukaryota, Fungi, Basidiomycota, Microbotryomycetes, Microbotryales, Microbotryaceae. The record is from the annotation of a GenBank genome assembly.
AUGGGCAAACCUAUCGGGGUCUGCGGGGGAGACAACAACAACAACAACACCAACAACUCCAACCCUGCUGCUAUACCACCACUUCGCCCUGACCCUCCCGAUCCUCCCGGCCAAGCCCCCGCCACCACCACCAAAUCAUACUCCGCCGCGGUCGGCGCCCGCUCCGCUGCGAAGCACGGCAACGCCACCGCCAACACCUCGACUGCCGUCGCCGCCCAUCCCCUGAUGCACAACAUCGAGAACUGUGUCAUCAUCAACACCCCACCCUCAACCUCGGUCGAGCAAGUCCUCCUCGCGCUCGACAAACACUACCCUGCCCUUACCGGCGCAAUGCCAUGCGUCAUCAAGGGUCAGCGCGGCCUCCGCUUUCCCAAGGCCGCCGAUCUCGACACCCUGGUUGCCAACGGCCUUACUGUUGGCAAGACUCUGUGCAAAGUCGAGAAGCUGUACAGCUCUACUAAAGGAGGUGUUGUACAAUGCACCCUUACGGGCUUUUUCUCCGACCCCGAGGGCCUCCGCCUAUUCGAUGAGCAGAUCGCUGCCUAUGGCACGGUCCUCCGCCGUCGCAUCCAAUACAUUGGAAAGACGAAACACAUCUCUGGGGUGUACGACUUUAUCCUUGCCCUUAAGGAUGCAGAUGUGUUGCCCCCUGCCUCACUUUCUAUUGCUCGUGACGGUGUCACUGAGCGAAUCCCACUGAGGAUCACCGGUGGCAUGCGCCACUGCGUCUUCUGCCGUUCCGCAGCUCACGUCCGUAAGGAUUGCCCCGUCGCCCCGGCGUGCAAGUCCUGCGCGAGCACCUCGCACGCCACCCAGCACUGCCCGGGCCGUCACGCGUCGAGCCCCCAGGGUCGCCCCACGUCACGUGCCCCGCAUGCCUCCACCGUUACCACCGCCGCCCCCGCCGGGUCCAAGUCGAUCCCCGCGGCCUCCGCCCCCGACCGCACGACCAAAAAACGUCGAGUGGAACAGGAUCUGGCUGCCCAGACUGAAGAUCUGUCCAACAGGGCUCAGCCCGAAUCUCUGUCGAAGACUGCCCGCCCCGAGUUCUCCUUCAAUUUCCCUUCCAAUACUGCCCCCCAGCCUGCCUCCAACCAGGGAACUGCCUCUUCCCUCGUUGAAAAAUCCUCCGAGUCCCCCAGCUCAGAGACCACCUCUCCAUCCCCAAGCCCUCCUCCGGCCACGCCAAAGUCGAUCAUAACUCGAUCCAAGUCGAUUGCCGCCCUCUCCACGCCCGCCACUCGUGAAGCCCCUCCCACUGCGCCUGCCCUCGAAGCCUCCGAGCCGACUCCCGAGCCCUCUUCGCCCACGCCCACGCCGUUGCCCUCAGCCGCGGCCAAAGCCCGACCCGAUGACGCCGACGCCGACGACGAGGCCGACGAAGAAGCCGAAGACCAAGAAGCACCUCCCAAGGACGUGGAAUACGCUAUGGACCAAGAUGAUGAGCACAACUAAGAUCCCAAACGUGUCUUUUGUUGCUGCCAACGUGCAGUCAAUCAAUGAAGACCGUAAGCGUGCCUCUCUUUUCUCCAAUCUCCGCUCCCAUAACGCCGACGUCUUUCUCCUGAGCGAAACUGGCCGACCUUCCCCCGAAAGGGUGGCCCAGUGGACUCAGGAGUGCCAAGACUUAAAGCUCUCCGCUCUCUUCACUCCCUUCAACAACACUGCCAUACUCUGGAAGAACGACUCCGUGGUCAUUACUAUUGAUCCCGAGUCGCCUCCCAACACUCUUCGUGCCUCUUUUUCUUUCCCGGACCGAGUCACCGACGCCACCUUUCGUGUGGGUGAUUCAAAGGUCCGGGUUGUAGUAGUAUACGCGCCUUCCUCCGACAAGCCAGACAAAAAGCGCUUCCUCUCACAUCUCAGCACCGCCCUCCGACAAGUCGUACGUGACGAACCCUCGCCGCCUGCGCUCCUAGUCGGGGGCGACUGGAAUUGUGUUGAGUCCCAACCCCUCGAUUCGGAGAACCAAAACGGAACGAAUUAUGGGGGUCAGGAGAUGCGCGACCUUGCCACGGCCAACAAUCUUUUCGACGCCUAUCGGCUCCACCAUCCCAAAGGACGAGCCACGACGAAUCGCUCAGCGCCCGGCACGUGCCGUCGCCUCGACCGCAUCUAUGUCUCGCCUGAUUGGGUUGACCUCUUCCAUGAUCACAAAAUUUGGGCUCCUGUCCUCAAAUCGACGCACUCAAUGGUUGUGGCACGGUUCCAAGUGCCGGGCGCAAUCGACAUCGGUCCGGGCAAAUUCAAGCUGGGUUUGCACGUGAUCGAGGGCGACGCGACCUGCGAGUACCUCACUUCCAUUGUCCGCACCCUUUACAACGAAGCCCUCCUCCAGACGCCCAACGAUCCACCAGCAGCUUGGACGUCCACCAAACACCGCCUGCUGCCCGAGCUGCAGGCUCUGGCCCGGACGUUCGCUCGGUUUCGACGUGGAGGGUCGGAGCAAGAGAGGGCUGACCACUCGCGCAACGGCGCGGCGCUGCGUUCCCGCCUCGACCCAUCUCUGGCGGGUCCCUCUUCCAUCUUCAUCCGCCUGCGCAAAGUGCGAGCAUCCGACCUGAUCCCUUCGCUCACGGUCAACGAUGUUGUUCAUUCCGACCCUCAUUCGAUGCUUGGAGCGGCCAGCGACUACUUCGAGCGGGUCUAUGAGGACCGCCCCAUCGAUGACGCGGCCCUGAAGGCGAUCAUCGACGGCCUCGCUUCAACUCGCCUCUCCCCCGCGGACUCACUCAAGCUCGAGGAAGCGUACCCGUUGGAGGAGAUGACAAAGGCUCAAGAGGCGUGUAAGUCGAACUCUUCGCCAGGGCCUGACGGCCUCCCGGUUGAGUUCUAUCGCGCUACGUGGCCGGCCACUGGCCCGAUUCUUCGAGACGUCAUCAACUCGAUCCCCACCGAGGCCCGUCAGCCUGGACCUCUUCCCCGCAACACCGCCCACAUCCAUCUCAUCCACAAACGCGGCGAGAGGGAUCAGCUCUCGAACAAACGCCCCAUAUCGCUCAUCAAUGCGGACGAGCGCAUCAUCUCCCAAGCCCACAACCAGCGCCUCGCUCCCUUGCUCGAGUCCCUGAUCGGCCCAACCCAACGUGGCUUUGUUCCGAACCGUUGGAUCGGCACGAACAUCGCCGAGGUCCAGUGUCUCAUGGACCCUGGACUUCCGGGCUCACCACCCGUGUCCGGCAUGCUAGCGGUGAUGGACUUUGAAAAGGCUUACGAUCGUCUCUCCCACACGUACCUUGAUGCAGUCCUCUGCGCCGUUGGCCUCGGCCCCAAAGCCCGCCAAUGGUACCGAGCGACCUACACCAACCAAUCCGCCUCGAUCUUCCUCAACGGUUGGCUCUCUGCCGCUUUCGACAUCCUGUCGGGCGUUCGGCAAGGUGAUCCCCUGGCCCCGUCUCUCUUCGUUCUGGCGAUCGAAGGUUUUGCCUGUCAGAUUCGAUUGAGAGUCAAGGGCAUCGAGAUUGCGGGCCUCCAAAACAUUCGAGAACUCCUCUUUGCCGACGACGCUUGCUGCGCACUCCACAACUUCUCGGACCUCGACCACCUCAAUCGGGCGAUCGAGCUUUACGAACGGGCAAGUGCCAGCAAGCUCAGCAACGCCAAAUCUUUCCUCUAUCCCCUUGGAGUUUUUCGGGAUCGGCCGAUCGCCCCAGAUCUCGGGACCUGGCGUCUCAGCGAUUCGCAGUUUCGCUACCUUGGUAUUCAGGUCGGGGUGGAGAUCGCCGAGGAUGCGGGCUGGGAAGAUGUCAAGGCCUCGACCAUCGCUCGGAUACGCUCAAUUCCGAUGUACGAUCUCCCAUAUGCAGCCAAGUGUUCGAUCAUCAACAUCUACUGCUACACAAAGAUCCUGUACUACAGCCGAUUCCUCCCCGCCCCCAAGAGCGUUGUCAAGGAGAUCGAGGAUGCGGCCAUGCUCGUCAUUCACGGUCGAGCUUCGGAUGGUACUCAGCGACGUCCGAAGGUCUUCCGGUCGCGCCUCUGCAUCCCUCUCGAUCACGGCGGUUUUGGCUUGAUUGAUCUGCCUCGGCGUCUAGCGAUCGAUCACGCGAAGUGGGUCUUUCAGCUCCGGGCCCCGGACGGCUGCUUCACACGCCAUCUCUUCGACAUCCGCAUCCGCCUCCAGGCACCGAACGAACCAACCCCUUUCACUUUGUCCAGACCGGCCCCCAACCAGCAUCGUCGCCCUUGGAUCUGGAUCUGGUGGGCAUACUUUUGCCAUCCUCCCCCGAAGUGGGACCAUGCGGUGAGAAAGACGAGAAAACUUCUUCCUGCACGUUGGGUCCGAUACUUCGAAGCCUGGGCGUCGGUGACCACGCUCAAUCCCCCGGAACUCUCCAAGAGCCAGAACCUCGAGCAAUGGGCGACGCACGUACUCUACUUCCCAGCGGGCCACGGAAUACAACUCUCGGUAAACCCGACGCUUUUUCGAGGGCCCGAUGGCGAGGUGAUGACCCCGUCUUCGUUUGUGAACGCGUCCAAACGCCACCAAGUCUUCAUCUUCCCUCCUAUCUUCCCCAAGGGACACCAGAAGGUAUUCGAUCUGCCUGAGCAACGUUGGAACGCUUGGUGGAAGGCUUUGCGCAAGGUUCGCCGGGUUCACUCGGACGCCGAGGAUACCGGCCACCUUCUCUCCCUGGGGUCCCUCCAUCCGGGCAGCCAAGUCGCCUCCCCAACCAGCCCUCACCCCAACAAUCGAUCGGCCUCCUGUGUGAUGUGCCUCUCGGAAGCACCCGAGUGCCUGGCCCACCUCGCGGUCGGCUGCCCAUUUGCCCGGCGUCUCUGGUCUGCUCUGUCCCCGACCCCCCACCCAGUCUUUGUGGACUUUGUAUGUCCGGUCGUGUCUCGCUCGGAACGUCGCCUUGUCGAACUACGAAUCCUCUUCUUUCACUCGAUCUGGAAGCUCUGUCGCCGUCGCCGAUUCUCGUCGGAUCUUUUGGAACCGAUCACCGAAACGGACUUCGAGGGGCUUCGAGCCUCUAUUCAGGAGUCCAAGGGUCGCCUAGUGUCUCUGUAA